This is a messenger RNA of Paramecium primaurelia, 968 nucleotides long. The record is from the annotation of a GenBank genome assembly. NCBI's taxonomy places the organism in Eukaryota, Ciliophora, Oligohymenophorea, Peniculida, Parameciidae.
AUGUCAAAAUCACGUAGUUAGUCUUCCAUACCUGCUUUUUUAUAGAAAACAUAUGAUAUUUUAGAAGUAUAAGUGAUUAAUAAUACUAAGAAUUCUUAACUUUUAGACGUUGUUGGUUGGAAUGAAGAUGGUUCAGGUUUCUUAGUGAAGAAUGUAAUAGCUUUUCAGGAUCAAGUAUUACCUAUGUAUUUUAAACACAGAAAUUUUGCUUCUUUUGUUAGAUAGGUAAAUAUUAAAAAAUUAUAGAGAUUAGAUGAAUAUGUAUGGAUUUCAUAAAUCAAGAAGUGAUUAAAAGGAAAAUGAAUUUAUACAUCCUCAUUUUAAGAAGGAUCAAAGGUAAAUUUUAUUAUUAAUAAUAGAAACCUAUUAAAAAAAAUAAAGAGAAAAUCAGGGGAACAUGGUGAUGAUCAAUUUACUAUAAUGGAAUUGAAACCUCAUCGUAAUCAAAAUAUAUCAGAUGUAAAAAUAUAAUAGAUGUAAUAAAUUUAGAAAUAAAUUCAACAGAUAAUGACUAAAUAAUAAGAGUUGGAGAAGGUGUGUAAAAUUUUGAUUGAAUAAAAUAAUAAAAUAUUACAAUGCAAUUAGUAAUUAAGAAAUCAAUUAGUUCAAGAAAAGUAAUUAUUGUUAUUCUAAAUUAUAUUAGAUUUAAUGGAAAUAAAAAAUUAUAGAAAUUGAAGGAUUACUUUAUUUGUUAAUAAUAAAUAUAGGGUGAUUGUUUAUAAGUAAUAAUAUAGUAUAAUAAUAAUUAAGAAAAGAUCACUUGAAGAUUUAAUUUCAUCAGAUAAUGAAGAAUUAAUACUUCCUAAUAUAAAAAAGAUUAAAGGGGAGGAUUCUGAUAGUACAUUUGAUAAAAUGGAAUAAUUAUAUGGACAACCACCUUUAAUGUUAACUACCACUUUAGUUGAGAAUGAUGGUAUGAUUCAAUUAUUAGAUGAUCAUCAAUUCAACGAUAUCUACUUUGAUUGAGC